Populus euphratica (Euphrates poplar) is the source of this 4215-nucleotide messenger RNA. Its product is annotated as TMV resistance protein N-like. NCBI's taxonomy places the organism in Eukaryota, Viridiplantae, Streptophyta, Magnoliopsida, Malpighiales, Salicaceae. Gene Ontology annotation, molecular function: ADP binding; protein binding. The record is from RefSeq and is a predicted model, not a curated record. Gene Ontology annotation, biological process: signal transduction; defense response. The transcript is spliced from 6 exons. Bases 184 to 4197 code for a protein of 1337 amino acids.
UUCUGCUACGUGCAUUCGUAUACAACUAGUAGAACUUUGGUUUCUUAGCAGAAUUAUGUUCCAGCUUGAGUUUGCCAAAUCUCUUGCUCUUAACUUUUUGUUUCAUGUUUGAACUCAAGAGAAGGCUAGUUAAGAAGACUAGAAGGAAUCUAUCAGUAUUAAUUUAUUGCAACUGGGAUUCCCAUGGCAUCAUCCAGCAUGCAGAAAGCAGCCUCAUCUUAUUCUCCUCCCCAAUGGAAGUAUGAUGUCUUCCUUAGUUUUAGAGGAAAAGACACACGGAAUAACUUUACUAGCCAUCUAUAUUCUAAUUUGGUACAAAGAGGCAUCGAUGUAUACAUGGAUGAUAGGGAGCUAGAUAGAGGAAAGACCAUCGAACCUGCUCUAUGGCAGGCCAUCGAAGAUUCAAGAUUUUCAAUCGUUGUGUUUUCAAGAGAUUACGCGUCUUCACAAUGGUGCUUAGAUGAGCUUGUCAAGAUUGUUCAGUGCAUGAAAGAGAUGGGGCACACUGUUCUACCAGUUUUUUAUGAUGUGGAUCCAUCAGAGGUAGCCGAUCAGAAAGGGAAUUAUAAGAAGGCGUUCAUUGAGAAUAAGGAAAAGCACCCGGGAAAUCUGGACAAGGUAAAAUGCUGGGGUGAUUGUCUCUCCACAGUGGCCAAUCUAUCUGGCUGGGAUGUACGGAACAGGGACGAGUCACAAUCAAUUAAAAAGAUUGUUGAAUAUAUACAGUGCAAACUGAGCUUCACUUUGCCAACAAUUAGCAAAAAUCUAGUUGGAAUAGAUUCUCGUCUGAAGGUAUUGAAUGAAUAUAUAGACGAACAAACAAAUGAUACUCUCUUUAUAGGGAUAUGUGGAAUGGGUGGCAUGGGAAAGACAACUGUUGCAAGAGUCCUGUAUGAUAGGAUUCGUUGGCAAUUCGGUGGCAGCUGCUUCUUAGCAAAUGUGAGAGAAGUUUUUGCAGAGAAAGAUGGACUAUGUCGUUUACAGGAACAACUCCUUUCAGAAAUCUCAAUGGAGCUUCCCACUGCACGGGAUUCUUCAAGAAGGAUUGAUUUGAUAAAGCGCAGGCUGCGGCUUAAAAAGGUUCUUCUUAUUCUCGAUGAUGUAGAUGAUGAAGAACAAUUACAGAUGUUGGCUGCAGAGCAUGGAUCGUUUGGUCCAGGGAGCCGGAUUAUCAUAACGAGCAGAAAUAAACAUGUGCUAGAUAGCCAUGGUGUUACUAGAAUAUACGAGGCUGAGAAAUUAAAUGAUAAAGAUGCUCUUAUCUUAUUUAGCUGGAAAGCUUUCAAAAGAGACCAGCCUGCCGAAGAUUUAUCGGAACUGUCCAAGCAAGUUGUGGGUUAUGCUAAUGGCCUUCCACUUGCUCUUGAAGUCAUAGGUUCGUUCUUGCAUAAAAGAGGUCUGCGUGAAUGGAAAAGUGCAAUUGAUAGAAUGAAUGACAUUCCUGACAGGAAGAUUAUUGAUGUGCUUCGCAUUAGUUUUGAUGGCCUCCAUGAAUUAGAGAAGAAAAUUUUUUUAGAUAUCGCUUGCUUCCUGAAGGGGAUGAAAAAGGAUCGUAUAACAAGGCUACUCGACAGUUGUGGGUUCCAUGCAGAUAUUGGGAUGCAGGCUCUUAUUGAGAAAUCCCUUAUAAGAGUCUCACGAGAUGAGAUAUGGAUGCAUAAUUUAUUACAGAAAAUGGGUGAAGAAAUUGUUCGUUGUGAAUCCCCUGAAGAGCCUGGAAGACGCAGUAGAUUGUGCACAUACAAGGAUGUCUGCAACGCACUAAAGGACAGCACAGUAAAAAUAGAAAGCAUUUUCUUGGACUUGCCCAAAGCAAAAGAGGCAACAUGGAACAUGACAGCCUUCUCAAAAAUGACCAAACUAAGAUUGCUCAAAAUUCACAACGUGGAUCUUUCUGAAGGACCUGAGUAUCUCUCAAACGAGUUACGAUUCCUUGAAUGGCAUGCUUACCCUUCAAAGUCAUUGCCAGCUUGUUUCCGUCCGGAUGAGCUUGUUGAACUCCACAUGUCUUGCAGCAGCAUUGAGCAAUUAUGGUGCGGAUGUAAGAUUUCAGUUAAUCUGAAAACUAUCAAUCUCAGCAACUCACUGUACCUGACCAAUACUCCGGAUUUUACUGGAAUUCCAAAUCUCGAGAGUCUGAUUCUUGAAGGCUGUGCAAGUUUAUCUGAGGUCCAUCCAUCAUUUGGAUGUCACAAGAAGCUUCAAUUUGUGAAUCUUGUGAAUUGCAAUAGUCUAAGGUUUCUACCAAGCCACCUUGAAAUGGAAUCAUUAAAAGUUUGCACUCUCAAUGGCUGCUCGAAACUUGACAAGUUUCCUGAUAUAGUAGGAAACAUGAACUGCUUCAGGGAGCUUCGUUUAGAUGGGACUGCUAUUGCAGAACUAUCUUCAUCAUUUCAUUGUUUGGUUGGUUUAGUUCUAUUGAGCAUGAACAGUUGUAGGAACCUUGAAAGUAUUCCCAGUAGCAUAAGUGGUUUGAAAUCCCUCAAAAGACUUGAUGUGUCUGACUGCUCUGAACUUAAGAACAUACCAGAGAAUUUGGGGGAAGUAGAAAGUUUGGAGGAGUUUGAUGCAAGUGGAACUUCAAUUAGACAGCCCCCAGCGUCUAUUUUUCUUUUGAAGAAUCUUAGAGUAUUGUCUUUUAAUGGAUGCAGAAGGAUAGCUGUGAAUCUCACGGAUCAAGCAUUGCCUUCUUUGUCUGGUCUGUGUUCUUUAGAAGAACUGGAUUUACGCGCUUGUAAUCUAGGAGAAGGAGCAGUUCCUGAAGAUAUUGGGUGCUUAUCAUCAUUGAGGAGUCUAAAUCUGAGCAGAAAUAACUUUGUUAGGCUGCCUAAAAGCAUAAAUCAGCUUUCUAGGCUUGAAAAGCUUGCCUUGAAGGAUUGUGUAAUGCUUGAAUCAUUGCCUGAGGUUCCUUCGACAGUUCACAAAGUAAAAUUGGAUGGCUGUUUAAGACUAAAAGAAAUUCCAGAUCCAAUAAAGCUAUGCAGCCUGAAAAGAUCAGAGUUCAAAUGUCUUAACUGUUGGGAACUGUACAAGUAUAAUGGCGAAAACAACAUGGGUCUGAACAUGCUUGAAAAAUACCUUCAGGGCUCAUCUCCAAGACCUGGAUUUGGUAUUGUUGUUCCUGGAAAUGAAAUCCCAGGCUGGUUUACUCAUCAAAGUAAGGAAUCUUCAAUUAGGGUGCAGGUGCCUUCUAAUAAUGUGGAUGGUGAUGAUAAUGGGUGGAUGGGGUUUGCUGCAUGUGUUGCAUUCAGUACAUAUGGUAAAAGUCCUCUCUUUUGUCAUUUCAAAGUCGAUGGAAAAGAGAAUUAUCCUUCGCCCAUGUAUAUAGGUUGUAACUCUAUGCAAGCUCUGCCAGAUCAUCUGUGGUUAUUCUAUUUAUCUUUUGAUUAUCUAAAAGAGCUUAAAGAACGGGAGAACGAAGCCUGUAGCGAACUCGAGUUGUCGUUUCGUUCUUAUGAUCGAGGCGUAAAGGUGGAGAAUUGUGGUGUCCGUUUGGUAAAUUCUCCGUAUACUCCAUCAUGGCAAUCACCUACUGGCCAUCUUAUUGUUGCAAGCAAAGAAGCAGCUUCUUCAUAUAUGGAUUCUUUGGCUAAUUCUUCAUCUUACUGUCAAUGGAAGCAUGAUGUCUUCUAUAGCUUCAGAGGUGAGCACACUAGCUAUAAUUUCACCCAUUUGUACACAGCUCUAGCCCAGAGAGGCAUUAUCCGAGGUGACACAGAACUAGAGUAUCUAAGGGUAAUUGAAUCGAGUCUCCUAAGGUACAUCAAAGAGUCGGGCCUGUCAAUUAUUAUAUUUGCAAGAGAUUAUGCUUGUUCAGAUUGGUGGUUGGACGAACUUGUCAAGAUUGUUGGAUUCAUGGAAAAGAUGAAAUCGGACACUGUUUUUCCAGUUUCAACAGUUUCUUAUAAUCGCGAGCAAUCAUUGGUAGAUGAACGAACAGAGAGUUACACGAUUGUCUUCGACAAGGAUGAAGAAGGUUUCAGUGAAGAUAAGGAGAAGGUACAAAGGUGGAUGGAUAUUCUCACCGAGGUCGCCGUUUCAUCUGGAUCGGAAUCAUCGAAAAGGGUGAAUGACAUGGAUUGGCCAGUUGGAAAUAGGUUUCACGGGACUGACAUGGCGUUUGUGCAGAUCUUCCGGAAGAAGGUCCUUGAGGAAAGAAGCGAUCUUGAUUUCGAAUAUGAUGUUACUCUCAAGUAAAACUAAUCAUAAUUUUUA